This is a messenger RNA of Chinchilla lanigera (long-tailed chinchilla), 2452 nucleotides long. It is a transcript of the gene Tchp, whose product is annotated as trichoplein, keratin filament binding. The record is from RefSeq and is a predicted model, not a curated record. The coding region runs from base 300 to 1802 and encodes 500 amino acids. The transcript has 14 exons. Gene Ontology annotation, cellular component: keratin filament. Lineage: Eukaryota; Metazoa; Chordata; Mammalia; Rodentia; Chinchillidae. Gene Ontology annotation, biological process: apoptotic process.
UCGGCGUUGCUGCAGGGCUACCUGGGAGGUAUGCGGAACUGAUCCUCUGGGUUGCUGCGUGCGGAGCUCGGCUCGGGAGAGUCUUUGAAGAAAACUCCAAGGUGCAGAGAAACGGUAGUUAAGAGGUUGCCCUGCCGGGGAACCCGCAUCAGGGCAGUUGAGUGUUGGAACCUGAGAAGAAUUCGAUCGGUUCAGGGAAGCAGCUCCGCUUGGUGGCUGAUCCGGGACUGCAGUCUUAAACCUUUUGAUUCCUGGUGCAAAGAUUUAUCCCCUGGCAGCUUUUCAGGGCAAGGAAAAAAAUGGCACUCCCCACGCUGCCCUCCUACUGGUGCAGCCGGAGGCUCCUGGAUCAGCAGGCAGCACGGCAGCGACAGCGAGAGCAGGAGGCCCGGCUUCGGCAGCAGUGGGAGCAGAACAGCCAUUACUUUCGGAUGUCUGACAUCUGCAGCUCCAAGCAGGCAGAGUGGAGCUCCAAGAACUCCUACCAGCGGAGCAUGCAUGCGUACCAGCGGGAGAAGAUGAAGGAGGAGAAGAGGAAGAGUCUGGAGGCCCGGCGCGAGAGACUCAGGCGGCUCAUGCUGGAGGAGCAGGACCUGCUGCUCAGGGAGCUGGAGGAGCUGAGGCUGAGCAUGAGCUUGAGGGAGAGAAGAAUCCGGGAGCGGCAUGGGAAUCUGAAAUCGGCCCGAGAGGAACAGAGGAAACUGAUUGCUGAACGGCUUCUGUACCAGCACUGGAAACAGAACAACCCAAAGCUUCGAGAGAUUGAGACGGACCUUCACCGGAAACACGUGGUAAACUCUUGGGAAACACAGAAAGAAGAAAAAAAGCAGCAAGAAGCCGCUACAGAGCGAGAGAACAAGCGGUAUGAAAACGAGUAUGAAACGGCCCGGAGGGAAGCGAUGGAACGGAUACGAGCAGAAGAGCAGAGGAGGCAGCUGGAGGAUAAGCUGCAGGCCGAGGCGCUGCGGCAGCAGAUGGAGGAGCUGAGGCUGAAGGAGGUGGAGGCGACCAAACUGAAAAAGGAGCAGGAGAAUCUGCUGAGGCAGCAGUGGGAGCUGGAGAGGCUGGAGGAAGAGAGGCGGAGGAUGGCAGCCCUGCGGCAAAAGGCGGAGCUGGGGCGCUUUUUGAGACAUCAGUAUAACGCACAACUCAACAGACGCACACAGCAGAUCAAAGAGGAACUGGAGGCCGACAGGCGGAUCCUGCAGGCGCUCCUGGAGAAGGAGGACGAGGAGCAGCGCGUCCAUGUGGCCCGGCGGGAGCAGGCCAUGGCGGACGCAGCCCACAUGAAGCAGGUCAUCGAGGAGCAGCUGCAGCUGGAGAGGGCGCGUGAGGCAGAGCUGCAGGUGCUGUUGAGGGAGGAGGCCAAGGAGAUGUGGGAAAAGCGAGAGGCUGAGUGGGCCCGGGAGCGGAGCGCGCGGGACAGACUGAUGUGCGAGGUUCUGACAGGGAGGCAACAACAAAUACAAGAAAAGAUUGAACAGAACCGACGGGCACAAGAGGAAUCCCUAAAACACAGGGAGCAGCUGAUUCAGAACCUGGAGGAGGCGAGAGAGUCUGCGCGGCGGGUGAGAGAGGAGUGUGAGGAGCUGAAGUCGGCCAGGAAGCAGGAGCUGCAGGCCCAGGUUGCAGAGCGCCAGCUGCAGGCGUGGGAGGCGGACCAGCAGGCGGCGGCGGAGGAGGAGGAGGCCAGGCAGGCAGAGCAGCUGUCCGACGCCCUGCUCCAGAAGGAGGCCAGCAUCAUGGCUGAGCAGGGCUACCGACCCAAGCCUUACGGACAUCCCAAAAUUGCUUGGGACUGACUUCUUUGGUACCGGAAGAACAGAGAAAGAUGCUGAGUCCCUUGACACAAAGCCACCAGACAGCCGUGCAGUGUUUGCUUACGAUCAGGCACUGUUGAGCCGUGCUUGGUGAGGUGUGCGAUCAAGGCACUGAUGGCCGGGCCAGAUGACGAGGUGCUGUGUUCGUGCAGCACAGAGAAUGGCCCUUUCCUGCCUUUGUCAUCCAAGACAAGCCCCUUACAGCCUGAUGUUUACAUGCUGUCUAACAGUCCUGCGUUUAUAAACAAUGCAGGGUUCUAGAUGGACACUGAAAGGUCCCAGUUGCAUUCCGUGACAGACGUGCGGUUUCCUGACGUCUCGCCCUUAAUUGUCAACCUCUGAAGACUGGCUAGAGAUGGACGGGAAGUUUUGUUUUGCUGGCUUUUUUUUUUUUUUUGCGCAAUGCUGUGGAUUGAGCCCACAGCUUUGUGCCUAUUAGGCAAGUCCUCUGCCACUGAGCUACAGCCCCUGCCCGCAUUUUUCAGUUUUUAAAAUUGCCAUUUGAACUAUUGUGGGGCAACCCACUUGGGGACCCUUCCUGUCUCUUAGGACAUAUUCCUACUCCCUGUUCCUUUUCUCCAUAAAAUUUCCUACCCUUAAGUAAAUAAAUAAACUCGUCUGUUGGAAACAGA